AUGAUCUCCCAACCCUCGUCAUCACGCAGCAAGCUGAUCUCGCACGAGGACCACCACCUCGUGCCCCACUCGAUCAGCCUGCGACGACUCUUAUCGCGACUCGACAAGUCCGAGCUCGUCUCGCUCGUGGCUCGAUGGCUCGAUAAUGCAGGCACAUCCUACAUUCCACCCAUGCUCUCCCGACGUCAGCCGAAACCUGGCCAAGACGAACUUGCCUCCAAUCUCGCCCUCUACCACGCCAUCCUCGAUCUGAACGAAGAACGACGCUGUCGAUCCAUGGACGAAUUGCGCUUGCUGUGGACGGGUCCUAUGGCGGAUCCGAAAGUACCCAAAGCCAGAGCGCUCGAUCGAAUCUCAGACGUGGACUGGCCGGAGGGCCUGAGCUAUGCCAUGGUCGCCGAACUCGAUCUGUUCUACAUGAACUCUCGCCAACUGUCCAAGACAUGGACAACGGUGAAGCUUGAAUAUGACGACGAAGUCGACGCGGCUGGACGUGGGUGGGAGCGCCUGAGCGAAACGCAGAUUCGCUCGCGGUUGGGCAACGAGCUUGGGCACUACUUUGAGCACCACAUCUACCUUCAUUCACGGUCUCAGUCGGAGGACAAGAAUUCCCCAGCUACCCGUGCUUGGACAGACGGAUUCUCAUACUUUCGCAUUGUUCUCGCACCUACGCCGAGCGAAGUGUGUGGUACGGGUCUGCACAUCCUCCAUCUGCCACGCACACCGUUCCUGCUGGUUUCGGGAAGCCUUGGCCGCGGUGCAGAGAACAAGGAGAUGGCCCUAUCUGCCUUUGCAGCUGCUGCCGGCGCUACCACCGUCAAUUACGCCAAGCCCAGUGCAGGCUCGGCCGCCGCGAAGAAGCUGUUAGCUGAGCUCAACGAUGUAGGAGAGGACUCGACGGGGAACAGAAGGACGUUGGGCGAGUUGCGGGGCAAGGAUCCUUUGGCGCUUCGCGAGAUUCUCCUACACGAAUCAGGUCAGCUGUCUUCAACGUCCGAGAUGAGUGCAGCGCCAGCGGGUGUCGCGGGAGGAGGCAAGGCGAGGCAGAUGACGCGAUCCAAGGGCGGCAGCGGACACGGUGCCGAGGAUGGACCGCUGGUUGCGCCGCUCAAACGGCGGCGUGAGGAGGAUCUGUGCUCGUUCGGUCUGCGUCCACCGACACCACCAGCUUCAGGAUCCGAAUGGGACACUAUCUCGCUGUCAUCGGCUUCCACAUCAACACGACCCACGCAACGCCGACAGUCGCUCACGCCGUCCUCGCAAACGCCGCAAGAGGCGCACCUCCACGCUCGAGAGGCUCUCACCUCCCAAACGGAGUCCCGUCGCGAAGCAAGCGACCUCUUUGGUCCGCUGCCAAGGACCGACGAUCCUCUAGACGACACCUUGCCCCGCGUCGAACGCAUUGAGUACGAGCUGCACCUCCCUUUCCCCGCCAUGCAGCGCUACAACACGCGCAACCUCAUCGACAUGGACGCGUACAACGCUGACCCGGACAAACCCAAAAUCAGGCUUCGUCUCGAGGGAACGCAUGUCCUGGCUGGAUUGAGAAAGCUGGUCGCAACAGGCAUGGAUAGAAGCACACGCAGGCUCGAUGCGGGAGAAGCAGAGGACGAUGCGGAGGAGCAAGAGGGCGGCGCGGGAGUCAAGCUCGAUGGGCUUCCCGGCUGGCUGACCGAGGUGAGGGGAACGAAGGUGGUGGUUCAGCCGCCCGCGCCUGGCGAUGACAGCAGUCGCGACAUGUGA
Molecule: messenger RNA, 1743 nt
Organism: Sporisorium graminicola
Lineage: Eukaryota; Fungi; Basidiomycota; Ustilaginomycetes; Ustilaginales; Ustilaginaceae
Exons: 1
Coding region: 1-1743 (580 amino acids)
Biological process (GO): CENP-A containing chromatin assembly; chromosome segregation
Source: RefSeq, a predicted model, not a curated record